AUGAACUUGGAAGCGAGCCGACACGACGGGUGGCCCUCUCUCGGCACACAUGCGAUGGUCCAUUGGAAGCACACGAAUCAUACCGCUGCUGAAGCCGGCAUUCUUGAAGACGUCUCCAAUGUCUAUCUGGGUGGUCGAUUGUGUGCUGCUCGACAGCCGAAAAACGUCAUCGAACCGCAGGACAUCGGUUCCUAUUACUAUCGGCAUUGCUUUGCGGGACGAGGAGCCUCUCAAGCGCAAUCACCAUGUGAAGACGAUUCCGGUGACGGCAAAUCGAACGAGAUGCUGGCCAGUUGUCCAGCAUUC
Messenger RNA from Ostertagia ostertagi, 306 nucleotides. NCBI's taxonomy places the organism in Eukaryota, Metazoa, Nematoda, Chromadorea, Rhabditida, Trichostrongylidae. The record is from the annotation of a GenBank genome assembly.